GUUCAAAGAGUCCGAGUCCGUGGGGGUGUCUCAACAUCUGACCAACACAGUCUUCGUGGAUAGGGCGCUGAUCGUCGUCCCUUUUGCCGAAGGUUGGUGAUUUGUUCUUCCCUUUCUGUAUGAAUGAUCCUUGACUGUAUGAUGUAGUGAUGGGAGAGUGACGCCUGACGCCCCCAUUGAUUUCAGGAUGGCGCAAUAUGAGCCUGUGGCUUGAGCCACUGUUAAGCCUGUAUCCUAACUAUUUCAGAUUGCUUUGGCAAUGUAAACAUAUGUUUCCCAUGCCAAUAAACCCCAUUGAAUUGAAUAGUAACCAUUUUUGAUCUGACAAGCCUAUCUGAUUCUGUGAUCAAUGAUGUCAAGCCACUCUUUCUGUCCUAUCUUGUACGACCCCUCUGCUAAUUGCAAGUAGAGAGGUGUCUAUACCAGCUCUCACAACCCAGACCCUUGGUAUACUGUGGAAAUAAAAGACCAUACCUAUAACCAUACACGUAUGUCUUAUAUAUAAAGUUUCUGCCACACUGUAAGGUCAUAAUGUCUUCCAUGAUGCAUUGGACUUGGUAGACACUAAACAACACAGAUGACCUUGAGUAGUCUGUAGUAGUCUCCAGGGCCAAUUCUUCCUCCUCCACCAGUAAGCACAGUAUACCAAGGACUGCUUUAGGGACUGGGACUUGCUCCGACUGAGAGGGCUGAACAAGCCCAGACCCAUGGGCAGACAGACGCACCUCCUCAAAAGAAAGCAGAGAUGAACUUACAUGUGUAUAAAAACUUAACCAUGCUUUUUAUUUUCUCCCCCAUAUUGGACUAUCCUCUAUUAAACUUCUCUCUGUUAUUUGUGUGUGUGAUUUGUUGUAGUGGAGAAGGCAAAAGCAGAGCCCCCUCCUUGAUGGCUGAAAGUGGUCCUCUGCCUGCCAACAGGGGAUUGUAGGCAUUUACAAAAGGCCAGCAAGCGUUCAAGCAGCCCCCCCAGACCCUUCUCUUUCUCUUUUUUCCUGUGUCCUUCUUUCUUUCUCUCUCAUUUUCUCUUCUUUAGGGUAUUUUAGAUUACAUUGAAUGCAGUAGCAUAUAUAUUACUGUUAAUACUAUAAUGCAUAUCACAUGUAUUACACAAAUAUUUCUUGACUGCUCACAAGUACAUAUUUAUCAAAACAGGUGUGUUAAUAAUCUGACCUGUAUAAUGUCCAAUCUGGUUUUCUCAUUGGAUCCAAGUGGUAAGAAGUAAACCAUAGCAGAGUAACAGAACAGUAAACUAUACACUUCUCAAUAACACAGCUAUUGGUAUACCUGCAUUUCAUAUUUUUUCACCUUUAGCAUUAAGGCACUUCCUGGUUUGGGGAAUUGGGUGACCAAUAGUAUCCAAUUUAAAUUUUGCAAGAAAUUACAUGCACUCACUCACCACUCUGUCCCUGAAUUUGGCGGAUUAAAAUAGCAAAUCUCUGUGUUUUCUAUGUUGUACUUUAAGGUUCCUGCCUGUAUCUAGUUGUUAAUUGUCUUAGAUAUCCACCCCACAUGGCAAUGGCAACUGGUUCAGUGCUCUCUCUUUAACAGUGGUCUUUCUUUUUUGUUGUUGUGUUUUACAGUUCUUUUUCCUGGCUCAGCCAGUCCUGUAUACCAGGCCCCGCUGAAAAUACCACCCAACCGUUUUGUCUCCUGCAGCUAAAUUCUCUCCCCCGUGUGCCCUUUUUAAAUGUUGUUUGUGAGUGUGUUUGUGUGUCUUCUGUAAAAAAAAUUUUUUGUUAUUUUUGCUAUUGUAUCUUGAUUAAGAUAUUGUAUGUUUUCUUUUUUUAGGUAGCAAUGGCACCAUUGAGAUCUGAAACCAUAGUUUUUUUUCUGAUCACUAUGUUAGGCAAACAAGCUAAUCUAAUGUUGCCAAGUUGAUUUUACACUUAAAUAAAAGGCAUUGGUUCAUUUGUUGCAUAUUUAAUGCAGUGACAGGUAAGGUUCUUGGGAGUGUAGAUAUCACCUACCCAAAAUGUGAAUGCUAGCUGGGUUUUUUUUUCUACUUAUAACUGUAUUGCUGGUAAGUAGUAGAAAAUGUCAGUAAUCACUGUUACCCUCCAACUCUCUGAAAUUCUUUUUGUUUUGUGUAUCUCGAUUUUUCUCUGUGUGCUCCUUAGUAGUGAAGCCGCCAACGUGAGUCGCUUGUUCAAUCUAAAUGAAAAUUGAGAGCACACCCCACUGGAGAAGCCGCUGUGCUAGCUAACGUUUGGUUCAUGACUUAAAAAACACGUUCAGGCGUUAUCCCGGAGGAGGCUAAAGCUUUGUCACUGCUGGCGCCAGCAAAUGCUGUUGCAGGGAUUCUGCCCGGAGGAGGUCUCCUUCCAACACCAAACCCCAUGUCUAAUCCACAGGUAGGACUUCUCCCAACACCAAACCCCAUGUCCUAUCCACAGAUGGGUGGCAAUCCUUUCGGCGGUCCCUCCUUGGAAGCGAUGGCAGCGUUCGGGUUUCCAAACCCCAAUAUGAAUAUGAACCCCCAGUCAUUUCCCACUGACCAGCUUCUGAAGUUUAUGUCGCAGGUGGAUCCAAAAAUGAACCACAUGGGUGUAGGGAUGAACAUGAACAUCAACAUGAAUCCGGGCCUGAAGGCAGACUCUUCCAACAAAGAGAUAGAAGAGGCCAUGAAGAGGGUCAGAGAGGCUCAGUCACUCAUCUCUGCUGCCAUCGAGCCUGGGAACAAGGAGAGCAAGAGGAAGCACUCACGUUCCAGGUCCAGGUCUAGACGCAGAAGGUCCCGUUCUCGCUCCAGACACAGGCGUUCAAAGAGCAGGUCAAGGCGACGCUCGCACUCCAGGAACAGGAGGCGCUCCAAGAGCCCCCGAAGGAGGAGUGGGCGGUCCCACUCCAAAGACCGGAGCAGACCAUCACCAAGCAAGUCCAGGGAUAGGAAGAAGGAGGAGCGGGAUAAAAAGCGCUCCAAAACACCUCCGAAAAGCUACAGUACUGCCAGGAGGUCUCGCAGUAUCGAUCGAAAGCGGAGAAGGACUCGCAGUGCCAGCCGAUCUCCUAAGAAAUCCCCCAAGAGGAAAGUCUCCAGGACUCCCUCUCCUAGAAGACAUAAGAAGGAGAAGAAGAGGGACAAGGAAAGAGAGAAGGACCGUGAGCGCAGGAGCGAUAAAGACCGCAGUCGGGAUGAAAGGAAGGAAAAGAAAGAAAGGAGUAAAGACAAAGAAAAGGAAAGGGAGAAAACUGACGGGGAGAAAGGAGAUGUGAAGACGUCUUUGCAGGUCACCAGAGACUAUGAUGAGGAAGAGCAGGGCUACGACAGUGAGAAGGAGAGGGAGAGGCUGGACAAGAAAGAUUCCGACCAGGACUCUGGAGCCCAGUCUCCUCACUCGGUGGAAGGCAAUGGCACUGGGCUUUCCAAAGUCAACGGAGACGACCACCGUGAAGAGGAUGACAUGGAUGUCAGUGAUUGAGUCACCCAAUAAUAGAGACCGAUGUAUAGACCUCUAUGUACCCAACCCUCCAUUGUACCAUAACCUCCAUGCCCCACCGAGCUUACUGUAUUCGGGCUUCAUUCAACUCAACUCGAUCCUUCUUUAUCUCGGUUGAAUUGUUAGUUUUCCUUUUGGAUUGACGAGACAAAAUCGAUCAAGUAGAAGACGAACUGAAAGAUUAACCGUAAGAUUUUUCUGUUUUGUUAUCAUUUUCUGUAUGUAUUGUAAUUAUUUCGUUCUAUUUUGAUGGUGAAAAUGUGAAAAGGGUGGGGUUGGUUGAAACUUUUAUUGCUGUAAUUUGAAAGUGAAUUCUAAUUUGGCAAAGUGUGCGACUUGAUUUUCUUUUUUCAAGCAGAGCCUACAUGAUGAUAAUGGCUUUUGUGUAUUUUUUGUUGUUUAAAUCUAGUUUCUACACAUUGCUAGGAGCGGAAGCAGCCAGUUACACUGCUUGACAAGUUCACCAUAUGUCCAUUUUCAUCAGACAACAUGGCUGCAACAUAGAACAGUGCUGUGGACUUAGCUUUUUAUUAUUGAGCUUCUGUACGGAAGUCGCCUCAGUAAAUUCACCAUCUAUUUUCUGUCACUCCUAUACGUGGUAUAUUGUGUUUAUAUCCCAUCCGUUAUUAUACGGAAGAUGUAUACUUAUACUGGGUCUUGUGGCGGCAAAAUAAUCUGUCCUCUCUCUCAUCUAUUCACAAUACCCAGUAGAUCUGAUGCUCGUUGUAAUUCUUAGAAGUUUGUAUUGUUUUAUCAGUGAUUUUUUUAUAUACAAUAAAAACCUGGGGAAAGAA
Oncorhynchus masou masou (cherry salmon) is the source of this 4231-nucleotide messenger RNA. RefSeq names its product serine/arginine-rich splicing factor 11-like. The transcript is spliced from 11 exons. Gene Ontology annotation, cellular component: nucleoplasm. NCBI's taxonomy places the organism in Eukaryota, Metazoa, Chordata, Actinopteri, Salmoniformes, Salmonidae. Gene Ontology annotation, molecular function: RNA binding. The coding region runs from base 2337 to 3419 and encodes 360 amino acids. The record is from RefSeq and is a predicted model, not a curated record.